CAAACUCCAUCGUGCUGUCCGUCCGUCCGUUCGCCAACUCGUCCCCCCCAUCGUCCGUCUGUGUGUCGAGCUAGAGACUUUAAAUUCGAAACUGAUUCACAUGUUGCAGACUGCAGCGUUCAUUGCUGUUUAUCUCUGAGGUUUUAUGCAGUUGCGGGUGAGGGCCUUCAUUCAGUUGUGCGGCAAAUGGCAAACAGUGCGGAUAAAUCGACUCGCGAUCCAUGUGUGGUGGGUGUGGUCUGCAUGGAUAUAGCUAGUGCCUURUAUGAGCAUAGCGCGGACCCGAAGCCGGCCAGCUAUAUAGCGGCUUCGUAUGUGAAAUACCUGGAGGCGGGAGGUGGCCUUGUGGUGCCCAUUUGGAUCGGACGUGAUCGCAAUUAUUAUGAGCUGAUGAUGAGCCGCAUCAAUGGGGUGCUGCUCACGGGUGGCGCUGUCUAUCUGGACGAUGAGGACAACCCUGCGGCGGUCCCUUCAUGGAUGACCAAUGACUGUGUGAAGUCGAUUCAAUAUAUCUAUGAACUGGCCCUCCAGCGAAAUAAAGCGAACGAAUAUUUUCCGAUCUGGGCCACAUGCUUGGGCUUCCAGCUGAUGCUGAAGAAUGCAGUGCCGUCAAUGAAGCGUGCAGCAUGUGGCGAAACCAUAUCCAGGGCACUUUCGCUCCAGCCAACUGAGGAUUAUGACAGCUCGCCGAUGUUUCAGGGCCUCAGUCCGGAGUUGCGCACACGCUUGCAGAGCGAACCAUUUGCUUGCUAUCAGCACAAAUACUGCAUCACGGAAGAGAGUCUGGGCGCAGCGGCCAGCGAUUGGCGUGUGCUGGCCACUGGGAGGGCGAGAAGCGGGAUGAGCUUCAUCACGCUCAUCGAGCAUAGGAAAUACCCACUAUACGGCUGCCAGUUUCAUCCCGAGCGUAGCGCAUACGAGCAGCUGGUCGGACGGCAAGACCCGUGGACUGAGUCCCACACCAAUCACGGCAUUCAGCUCAACCAACACUUUGCCCAUUUCUUUGUGGAGGCCUGCCGAAGGAACUCGAAUCGUUUCGAUAGUCUGGAGCAGCUGUCGCGCCACUUGAUCUACAACUGGAUGCCGGAGUUCAGCGGUCGCCACAAUAAUGUCAACUGGCUGCAGGUCUAUCUCUUUCCCAAGGACGUGGACUACGUGAAGAAGGCCGAGGAAUGCUCAGAGACCUGAGCUAAACAGCAGCAGCAGUGGUUUUAGUC
Drosophila arizonae is the source of this 1217-nucleotide messenger RNA. RefSeq names its product lethal (3) 72Dr (gene l(3)72Dr). The record is from RefSeq and is a predicted model, not a curated record. Gene Ontology annotation, molecular function: gamma-glutamyl-peptidase activity. Lineage: Eukaryota; Metazoa; Arthropoda; Insecta; Diptera; Drosophilidae. Gene Ontology annotation, cellular component: vacuole. Gene Ontology annotation, biological process: tetrahydrofolylpolyglutamate metabolic process.